GCCAAUGGCAGUGGACAGCAUCCCAAAACAACAAAAUUUCUGGCCCUGGAUAAAUGCCUGCCGCACAGAGACUUCAUGCAGAUUGUAGAGAUCCCGCAUGACCCAAAUGCAUCAAACCAUCUGGAAUAUGAUCCUGAAUGGAUUGCUGUUCUGAAGGCUACUAACAGUCUCAUCAAUGUAUCUGCGAAUUCCUGGAAUAUGCCUGAAAACAAUGGACUUCAUGCAAAAUGGGACUACAGUGUUUCAGAAGAAGACAUCAGGGAAGUUUUGGAGGAAGCAAACCAUGAUCUUCAGGUUCCACAUAACUUCAGUGCUACAGUUGCUUGUUAUGAUGGAAAUAUGUCCCAGCAGAACACAGAACCAAUUCAUAGAAUCAAUCCCCAGACCACAGAGUUCUGUGCUCGAUUUGGUCUUACAGAUAUUAAUGAUAAAAUCCAGCAGCUGAAAGAAGACAUACUGGAACACAAAGAUGAUGAUGAUGAUGAAGAAGAAGAUGUAGAUAGUAUUGGGUCAACAGAAGAGCCUAGUGACUAUAGUACAGAUACUUCUGCUUUGUCAUCUUCCGUCAACCCUGAUGAAAUAAUAUUAGAUGAAGACAGUGCUGACGAAGAUCCUGAGACUCCAUUGGACCCAUCACAUGAGUACUCUUCUAGCAUUUCUGCAGCAUUUUCUGAUGUCAGGAUCUUGCCAGAUUCUAUGACUGUGUCACCAAAUGAUACUGCGGACUCUGUGGAUGCUGAACUGGAGAAAUCAAAUGAAAAAAACCAGUUGGAAGAACAAAGUCUUAGUGAGAACUUAUUGAAGAGGACAGGUGGUGAAAAAGAAGAAGGGAAAAGUGGUCCAAAGAGAAUUAAAAGGCGAAAUCAGGCUAUCUAUGCUUCCAAAGAUGAAGAUGAGGUGGAAUGAUGUUCACUCAGAACUAAGAGUAAAUCUUUUAUUGCUAUGGUUCUCUAAAAUAAAUAAAUCUUCUGGAGAACUUUUUUUAAAAA
Sceloporus undulatus (fence lizard) is the source of this 989-nucleotide messenger RNA. RefSeq names its product lariat debranching enzyme-like. Gene Ontology annotation, biological process: mRNA splicing, via spliceosome. The annotation marks the transcript as partial. The transcript is spliced from 3 exons. Gene Ontology annotation, molecular function: RNA lariat debranching enzyme activity. Gene Ontology annotation, cellular component: nucleus. NCBI's taxonomy places the organism in Eukaryota, Metazoa, Chordata, Lepidosauria, Squamata, Phrynosomatidae. The record is from RefSeq and is a predicted model, not a curated record.